AUGUUGGCGGGCCCCUAUCGGCUCACCACCGCCGUGAAAGCCUUCCUGCUCGCGCGCUGGUCCGCGCAUAUGGCGCAACAGGCGGAGCAGCACCAGCACCAGCAGCAGGCGGACCAGCAGCAGCAGCAGCAGCAGCAGCAGCAGCUGCAGCUGCAGUGCAACGCCAACCCGAUGAACGAUCACGCCGCGGCCGUCCUGCCUACUUCUGCGCCAGAGCCAGUAGGAGAGCCAGAAACGGGUUUCCGGGGGACGGCUGUACAUGAUGAGGCUGGGGAGGCGGAUGAAGCGAGGGUGGAGAGGAAAGUUAUAGACAAAGGGAAGGCGAAGGUGAUUGAGGGGGGUGGGUAUGGCGGAGGGAGUGGUGGAGGGAGCAGCAGCGGGAGAAGGGAAGCAGAGGGGAUGGAGAUGGAGGAAGGAGAGGUGGUCAUGGGAGAGAGUGGAGCGGAGGAGGACGACGAGGAGGAGGAGCAGCGAGAAGAGGGGGAGGAGCGAGAAGACGAGCAGGACGUGCUGGUGAAGGUGCUCGAGUGCCUGCACUCGCCUGCCGACCUCUCCAGCUGCAUGGCCUCCUGCCGCCUGCUCAGACGCCUCGGUACUGCGGUGUGUGCGUCAAGCACAGACAAUUACCCCGAGGAGGGCAUAGAGAAGACGCUACAGGCGGAGGCGAGGUGGCCGGAUCACGGCACGCCGUCUUACUGGUCCAGUAAGGGUCGCGCUGACCCCCUCGUGCCGGAGACUCUCACGUAUCAGCUCUCGGCGCCACUCUGCCUGGUUCGAGAAUUCCAUGUUCGUCCUUUUCAAGCCUUCUUCCAGCGGGGCUGGCCCAUCUACUCCUCGCGCUACGUGCGCCUGAGGCUGGGCUACCCACGUGCACCACCAGGGGACCACACACCCACCGACUUAGCCAAGCCAUACGCGAACCAAGCCCACGGACAGACAAGGCCGGGGCACAUGGGGGCGGUGGGGGGCAGUGAGGAGGCAGAGGACGAGUUCAGAGCAGCGGGCGGGUCGGGGGCAGCGCGAGAUGGUUACAUGUGGACCUACGUCUCUCCUCUCUUCCCCAUGCACCAGGUGGAUUCGCUGCAGCGUUUUGUGCUGCCAGAGGUGGUGCUGGCGGUGGGGGGCGCGGCACAGGUGGAGUUUGUGGGGCGCAUGCAGACCCAGCAGUUCGACGACCUCUACUAUAUCUGCAUCUGCCACGUGUCGAUCACGGGCUGCCCGUUCCCACAGUACGACAUCCACGGGCAGCCCGGAAAGUUUGUCCUGACCGAGCUGCCCGGAAGAAACCACUCUGAAGUUGGGGCAGCAGUGGGGGAAGGCUAUGGGGUGGGCGGAACAGUGGGGCUGCACAGAACACGUUUGGGGGGCGGUGGUGGUGGUGGUGGUGGUGGUGGUAGCAGCACUGCUGCCAAUGGUGGUGGUGGUGCUAGUGGCAGUGGUGGUGGUGGUGCUGCUGCUGCUGCUGUUGCUGCUGCUGACCACCAAUCUGGUGGUGCUGGUGGCAGGGCUGUGAGUCUAAACCCCCAUGCGUCACCACCACCAGUGGCUCCUAGUAGCGUUCGAUUGCCGCUGCAUCCCCAUCCCUCGUCCUCGUCGCCUGUUGCUGCUGUGACAGGGAGAGGGUCAGCAGGCAGGUAUACUGGCACUAUCACUGGCACAGACAGAGAUACAGACACUGUGAGAGGUGGGGAGCGACUGGUAGCGGGAGUGAGUGGGGUGGGAUUUGGUGCAGAUGCAGCAGGUGAGGUGGAGGAAGGUGAGGUUUUGGGAGAUACGGAGGACGAGAUGGAGGAGGAUUUGGAGGAGCGAGGGGAGGGAGGGGCGAGAGAGGGGGUGAGGGUGAGGGAGGAGAGGCAGUUGGAGGAAGUGGAGAGAAUGGGUAGAGGGGAAGAGAUGCUUGGUUUGAGGUUCAGCAGGAAUGAGGAGGGUGGGAUGAGUGUGAGGAGUAGUGGUAGUGAUGAGUUUAUGGAUGCCUUGGAAGACCCUUUUGACGAAUGA
This is a messenger RNA of Closterium sp. Yama58-4, 1998 nucleotides long. The record is from the annotation of a GenBank genome assembly. Lineage: Eukaryota; Viridiplantae; Streptophyta; Zygnematophyceae; Desmidiales; Closteriaceae.